Messenger RNA from Prunus armeniaca (apricot), 501 nucleotides. The record is from the annotation of a GenBank genome assembly. NCBI's taxonomy places the organism in Eukaryota, Viridiplantae, Streptophyta, Magnoliopsida, Rosales, Rosaceae.
AUGAUAACGACAGCUAAGAUCGAAAACUUUGUACGGAAAAACAUCUUAUGCCGAUUCGGCCUACCAAACGCCAUCGUAACCGACAAUGGCAAGCAAUUCGACUGCUCCCGGUUCAACAUCAGCAUCUUCUUUGCAUCUCCGGCACAUCCACAAUCCAACGGACAGGUGGAAGCCAUCAACAAGAUCAUCAAGAAAACGCUGAAGAAGAAGUUGGGAGCCGCCAAGGGCAAUUGGCCUGCCAUGCUACUAGAAGCACUCUGGGCCAUCAACACCUCAUACCGAAGGUUAACUGGAGAGACACUGUUCUCCUUAGCCUUCGGUGCCGAAGCUGUAGUACCAGUGAAGCGGCUCGCCCUCAACCUGGAUCUCAUUGAUGAACACCGAUCGCAAGCACAGCUCCAGAACGCUACCUACAAACAACGAAUGGCUCGGUACUACGACUCGCACGUAAAACACCGAUCGUUCAAGGCGGGGGACUGGGUUCUGCUAAAGUGUCUCUAG